Messenger RNA from Suncus etruscus (white-toothed pygmy shrew), 1824 nucleotides. It is a transcript of the gene SLC25A37, whose product is annotated as solute carrier family 25 member 37. The coding region runs from base 117 to 1148 and encodes 343 amino acids. Gene Ontology annotation, cellular component: mitochondrial membrane. Gene Ontology annotation, molecular function: ferrous iron transmembrane transporter activity. NCBI's taxonomy places the organism in Eukaryota, Metazoa, Chordata, Mammalia, Eulipotyphla, Soricidae. The transcript has 4 exons. The record is from RefSeq and is a predicted model, not a curated record. Gene Ontology annotation, biological process: iron import into the mitochondrion.
GUCAGGCGCCGCAGCCCCGGGGAGGUGGGUCCCGCUUUAAGAAGUGAAGUUUGUCGGCCCCAUCCCCCUCCCUGCCCACCGCCCGCAGCCUCCCGUGCGCCCCGCGGAGCUGGCGGAUGGAGCUACGGCGCGGCGGCGGCGUGGGGAGCCAGGCAGUGGGGCGCAGAAUGGAUGGGGACGGCCGAGAUGGCGGCGGCGGCGGAGGCGGCGGCUGCAAGGACGCCGGGUCGGAGGACUACGAGAACCUGCCGACCAGCGCCUCCGUGUCCACCCACAUGACAGCCGGAGCGAUGGCCGGGAUCCUGGAGCACUCGGUCAUGUACCCGGUAGACUCCGUGAAGACACGAAUGCAGAGUUUGAAUCCAGAUCCCAAAGCCCAGUACACGAGCAUCUACGGAGCCCUCAAGAAAAUCAUGCGGACUGAAGGCUUCUGGAGGCCGUUGCGAGGCCUUAAUGUGAUGGUGAUGGGUGCAGGGCCGGCCCACGCCAUGUACUUUGCCUGCUAUGAAAACAUGAAAAGGACUUUAAAUGCCGUUUUCCACCACCAAGGAAACAGCCACCUAGCCAACGGCAUAGCUGGGAGUAUGGCCACUCUGCUGCACGAUGCGGUAAUGAAUCCAGCAGAAGUGGUGAAACAACGCAUGCAGAUGUACAACUCACCACACCGAUCGGCCCUUGGCUGCGUCUGGACAGUUUGGAGGACGGAGGGCUUGAGGGCCUUCUACAGGAGUUAUACCACACAGCUGACCAUGAACAUUCCCUUCCAGUCCAUCCACUUCAUCACCUAUGAGUUCUUGCAGGAACAGGUCAACCCUAACCGGGGCUACAACCCGCAGUCCCACAUCAUCUCAGGAGGGCUGGCUGGGGCCCUGGCUGCGGCUGCCACCACCCCACUGGACGUUUGUAAGACCCUCCUCAACACUCAGGAGAACAUGGCCCUCAACCUGGCCAACAUCAGUGGCCGGCUUUCUGGCAUGGCCAAUGCUUUUCGGACCGUGUACCAGCUCAACGGCUUGCCUGGCUACUUCAAAGGCAUGCAGGCGCGCAUCAUCUACCAGAUGCCCUCCACUGCCAUUUCCUGGUCUGUCUAUGAGUUUUUCAAGUACUUCCUCACCAAGCAUAAGUUGGAGAGUCGAACGCCAUACUAAAGGAAGGGCUGCUGGAAGUGAUGCCAGAAUCCUUUUUUCUCAAAGGGCUUUCCCUGCCUGCUGUCAUUGCCUUGCUCUCUCCCCGAGAUAAUGUUAUUCACGGGGUGUCUGCAGGGUGGGCCUUCUGCCCCCUGAUGCCUUCUGGAAAGGGGGACAGGCCAGCUGCUUCCUGGAAGGCCGUCCACAGGGACAUCCAAGGUGGUGGCAGGUCGGGACAAAGGCUUUGGACGGAGAGUGAAGAGUUGCCGUUCGUCUUUCUCCCCAUUAAGGAAUGUAGAUUUUCUGCUUCACUCUAGCACUUUCCUCCCAAGAACCAUAGAUCACAGGGGAGGGAAGAAAAGUGAGUGAAAAAAUUAAAGGAAAAACGUGUAUAUAAGAGUUCUAGUACACAACAUACAAUAGAUGGAUAAUGUUUAUCCUUUAUUUUUCUAUGUAGAAAUUUUGACAUUUGUGUGUGAAUGUGUGUGUGUGUGUGUAUAAAUAAGUGUUACAACUGAAAAUGUAAAGCUGUUUUGAAAAACAAAAAAAAAAAAAACAAAUUCAGAGGGUUGAAUUCUUCCAUCGGGUUAGGGGAAAAAGCACCAAAGGAAUUAGUUGCUAAACACUGUCCAAAAAUUGUGUCAAGCCCCCAAAUGGAAGUUUGACUUGAAUGUAAAAUAAUAAAGCUUAUGUUUUU